This is a messenger RNA of Triticum aestivum (bread wheat), 3163 nucleotides long. RefSeq names its product probable fucosyltransferase 8. The transcript has 5 exons. The coding region runs from base 281 to 1948 and encodes 555 amino acids. The record is from RefSeq and is a predicted model, not a curated record. Lineage: Eukaryota; Viridiplantae; Streptophyta; Magnoliopsida; Poales; Poaceae. Gene Ontology annotation, cellular component: Golgi apparatus; membrane. Gene Ontology annotation, molecular function: galactoside 2-alpha-L-fucosyltransferase activity. Gene Ontology annotation, biological process: xyloglucan biosynthetic process; cell wall biogenesis.
GGCAAGACUGUUUUACUAACUCUUCCAAGCACAUUGUAUGUGUGUGCACAAGGAAUCAAUAAUGAUGAGCAGCACAGACAGCCACCCCGCCACUAUUGGAUCUACUCUCUUUUUUUCUUUUGCGGGAAUAUUGGAUCUACUCUUGGAUCUGCCGAUUUUGCCAUUCUGGCAUUCUACUCCAUGCAUGACAGCUUUGCAUAAAUAUCAAUCCACUGCAACAGUUGACCUCCCCACUUGACCUCCUCGACCUCGACAAAACAAAACAAGCACUAGAUUGCGUAUGGGUUCCGAGGCGGGAAUGGAAGCUGCUGGAGCGCGAGAUCCACCGGAGCGUCGCCGGGGCGCCGUCACGGCCGUCCUCCUGGCCGCGCUGCCGCUGCUGCUCCUGCUCUUCCUCUUCGGCGACCGGGCCGCCUCCAUCGCUGCCGACUCCCUGGCCUGGGCACAGGUGAAACAGCAGAGUCCACGUAACGCAUCCUCGUCGCCGUCCCCGGAACCGGGCGCGGCGCGUGACGGCCGGCUCCUCGGCGGGCUCCUCUCGCCGGACUUCGACGAGCCGGCGUGCCGCAGCCGCUACGAGGGCUCCAGCCGAUGGAAGCCGUCGCCGUUCCCGGUCUCGCCGUAUCUGGUCCGCAAGCUGAGGCAGUACGAGGCCAACCACCGCCGGUGCGGGCCGGGCACGCCGCGGUACCGCGAGGCCAUGGCGCAGCUUCGGUCCGGCCGCAACGGCGAGCGCGGGGAGUGCAGGUACGUGGUGUGGCUGCCCGUCCAGGGCCUCGGCAAUCGGAUGCUCAGCCUCGUCUCCACCUUCCUCUACGCGCUGCUCACCGCCCGCGUCCUCCUCGUCCACGAGCCCCCCGAGAUGGAGGGCCUCUUCUGCGAGCCCUUCCCGGGGACCUCCUGGCUGCUGCCCGCGACCUUCCCCUACAAGGACGUCCGCUUCGGGUCGGAAUCCAAGGAGAGCUACGUGAGCAUGCUCCACAACAACGUCGUCCGCUACGACGACGUCGACGGCGGCAAUGCCGGCGCGCUCCCGCCGUACGUGUACCUCCACCUGGAGAACAUGAACCUGCGGCUCCAGAACCACACCUUCUGCGAGGAGGACCACCGCGCGCUCGACGGCUUCAACUGGAUGCUGCUCCGCUCCGACAGCUACUUCGCCGUGGCGCUCUUCCUGGUGCCCACGUACCGCGACGACCUGGAGCGCAUGUUCCCGUCCAAGGGCUCCGUGUUCCACCACCUCGGCAGGUACCUCCUCCACCCGGGCAACCCGGCGUGGGGGAUCGCGCAGCGGUUCUUCGACGGCUACCUCGCCGGCGCCGACCAGCGCCUCGGCGUGCAGGUGCGGAUCGUGUGGCACCACCCGGUCCCGUUCGACGUCAUGUUCGACCAGAUCCUCCGGUGCACGCGGGAGCACGGCCUUCUGCCGCGGCUCACCGGCGAACCCUCCCUCGUCCGGCCGUCGUCCAACAGCACGGCCAAGGCGAACAAGGUCAAGGCGGUGCUGGUGGUGUCGUUGAAGCCCGAGUACUACGACAAGCUCCACGCCAUGUACUACAACAACGCGACCGACUCCGGCGAGCUCGUCACCGUGUACCAGCCGAGCCACGACCAGGACCAGCACACGGAGGCGCGCGCGCACAACGAGCGCGCCCUCGCCGAGAUCUUCCUGCUCAGCUACUGCGACGAGAUGGUCACCACGUCGUGGUCCACGUUCGGGUACGUGGCGCACGCGCUCGCCGGGCUGCGCCCAAGGCUGCUGGCCCCGCUGGACUUGAGCAAGAUGAGGUCCGACGUGGCGUGCGUCAGGCCCGCGUCCAUCGAGCCGUGCCUGCACUCGCCGCCGUCGCUCGUCUGCCGGCGCGCGCAGGAUCUCGACCCGGUGGCGCAUGUGCCGUUCCUGCGCCACUGCGAAGAUGUCGAUUUCGGUCUCAAGCUCGUCGACUGAGUAACUUGCCUGGCUCUCUGCACAGAGGCUUCUAUUCGAUUUGGUUUACCAAACAGUGCUGUUUUUAGGCUUGAUUUGUGGUCACUGAAAUACAUGCUCGUCGUCGCCAAAAAGAAAGAAACGAAAGAAAGGAAGGGACUGACUAACCGUCAGUCGACUGAAAACCCAAUUCGGGCCAGUCAAAAAAAUUUCCUUUGCAUGCGGGCUGCACAUAGUCAAUUUCCUCUUCCCGGGCCGUUCAAGGGCUGCCAUCUCCCCUGCCUUGGCAAGGCCGCCACAAAGCUGCUGCUGCUGACCGUUAGUCAGUCCCAAAAAUCUGCUGCUGCCGACUUUUUGGCCCAGCGAAGUAUUUUUUCUCAAAAAAGUCGGCAGUAGCAGUAUUUUGGAACGAAGGGAGGACGAAAUUAAACCAGCGAAAAAUGUUCCACUACUCGCACGAGCGAGAACCCCGCUGUCGUCUCCCUCAGAUGCAGCCUCCCGCUGAAUCGAAUCGCGCUGCCAGCCUCGUCCGCCUCGCCGUGCCUGCGUCCCUCCCCGGACGGCUGCGGCGAUGGAGGGAGCCACUGGCGCUGGCCAGGCCCCCGGCCGAUGGACGCGCCGGAUCAUCGCUCCUCAGGGCCAGCCCCUCCCGCCGCGCUGGAUCACGUGGCAGCCUAGCUUGUCAGAGAUGGCAAAGCUGUUCUAUGCAGAGUACGCCUCCGAGCUAGCCGAUGCCUACUGUAUCCAGUGUUCUGUUGCAUCCGGUGCGACCUCAAAGAAUACCUUCUUCUAGCUGGGCGUUGAGCGCCUCAGGGACGACGAGGUGCAGCGCCUGGGGUGGAAGCAGUUCAACUACACGAUGAAGAAGUGAGUGAAGGGGUUAAGACGGUUGCGUUGUGCGUGCGCUGCUUGCUUGCUGGUCAACGACGGCUGCGUCCUGCGUGUUGGCAAGGCGGCGGCAACGGAUGUUUGCACAAGCGGCCAUAGUGCGGACCAUCAGGAGGAGACAGGGGCACACAAGCACCAGCAUGAUAGCACCACCAUCAGAACACACCAGACGGCUCGCAUAGGGAAUACUUCAAGAUGGACACUGGUGGUACAACAUGGCUUACUAUCAUCUGUUUACACAUGGCUAAUUUGACGGAAUAGCUUUGGCCAUCUUUGAUAUAUGUUACUCCUACUAGAAAUUUCGCUCCCUCGUCUCCAAGGAAUUCCCUACUAGCUACAUUCGACAUG